AUGGCCGGGACGUACAGCUCCACUCUGAAGACUCUGGAGGACUUGACCUUGGACUCCGGGUAUGGGGCCGGCGACUCGUGCCGCUCGCUCAGCCUGUCGUCCUCCAAGUCCAACUCACAGGCGCUCAACUCUUCGGCGCAGCAGCACCGCGGGGCGGCCUGGUGGUGCUACUCCGGCUCCAUGAACAGCCGCCACAACAGCUGGGACACGGUGAACACGGUGCUGCCCGAGGACCCCGAAGUGGCCGACCUGUUCUCGCGCUGCCCGCGGCUCCCCGAGCUGGAGGAGUUUCCCUGGACCGAGGGAGACGUGGCCCGGGUGCUGCGCAAAUGUGCCGGCGGCCGGCGGCCGCCUCUGUUCUCCGCCGAGGCUGUGAGGCGCCUGGCGGGGCUGCUUCGCAGGGCGCUUAUCCGCGUGGCCCGCGAGGCGCAGCGCCUGAGCGUGCUGCACGCCAAGUGCACCCGCUUCGAGGUGCAGAGCGCGGUGCGCCUGGUGCACAGCUGGGCGCUGGCCGAAAGCUGCUCCCUGGCCGCGGUCAAGGCGCUGUCCCUGUACAGCAUGAGCGCCGGCGACGGCUUGCGCCGGGGCAAGUCGGCGCGCUGCGGCCUCACCUUCUCCGUGGGCCGCUUCUUCCGCUGGAUGGUGGACACCCGCAUCUCGGUGCGCAUCCACGAGUAUGCGGCCAUUUCGCUCACCGCUUGUAUGGAGAACCUGGUGGAGGAGAUCCGGGCCAGGGUGCUGGCCAGCCAGAGCCCCGACGGCGGAGGGGCGGGAGGCGGGGAGGUGUCCGCCGAGGCCCUGGAGAUGGUCAUCAACAACGACGCGGAGCUCUGGGGCGUCCUGCAACCCUACGAGCAUCUCAUCUGCGGCAAGAACGCCAACGGCGUUCUCUCCCUCCCCGCAUACUUCAGUCCCUACAACAGUGGCUCCCUGGGCCACCACGAGCAGGCCGAUGCUUACGCUCAGCUGGAGCUGCGGACCUUGGAGCAGUCUCUCCUGGCCACCUGUGUGGGGAGCAUCUCAGAGCUGAGUGACCUGGUCUCCCGGGCCAUGCACCACAUGCAGGGGCGCCACCCCCUGUGUCCUGGCACCAGCCCUGCCCGCCAGGCCCGUCAGCUACCACAGCCCAUCACCUGGUCCCCCGAUGCCCUCCACACGCUCUACUACUUCCUGCGCUGUCCACAGAUGGAGUCCAUGGAGAACCCCAACCUGGACCCCCCGAGAAUGACCCUGAACAAUGAACGGCCCUUCAUGCUGCUGCCGCCACUGAUGGAGUGGAUGCGCGUGGCCAUCACAUAUGCUGAGCACCGCCGCAGUCUCACCGUGGACAGCGGCGACAUCCGGCAGGCAGCCCGGCUGCUGCUGCCUGGCCUGGACUGCGAGCCCCGGCAGCUCAAGCCCGAAUGCUGUUUCAGUUCCUUCCGGAGGCUGGACGCCCGAGCAGCUACUGAAAAAUUUAACCAGGAUCUUGGUUUCCGCAUGCUCAACUGUGGGAGGACAGAUCUCAUCCACCAGGCAAUCGAGGCUCUGGGACCAGAUGGGGUGAACACCAUGGACGACCAGGGCAUGACGCCCCUGAUGUACGCCUGUGCUGCAGGGGACGAAGCGAUGGUCCAGAUGCUGAUCGAUGCUGGAGCAAACCUGGACAUCCAAGUCCCAAGCAACUCUCCCAGGCACCCAUCCAUCCACCCCGAUAGCCGGCACUGGACCUCGCUGACGUUUGCUGUGCUGCAUGGACACAUCUCUGUGGUCCAGUUGCUGCUGGACGCUGGUGCCCACGUGGAGGGCUCAGCAGUGAACGGCGGCGAGGACAGCUGCGCCGAGACACCCCUGCAGCUAGCCUCUGCGGCUGGGAACUAUGAGCUGGUGAGCUUAUUGCUGAGCCGAGGAGCUGACCCCCUCUUCUGCAUGCUCGAAGCCAAUGGCAUGGCCUCCUCCCUCCACGAGGACAUGAACUGCUUCAGCCACUCGGCUGCCCAUGGCCACAGGAAUGUCCUGAGGAAGCUCCUGACGCAGCCGCAGCAGGCCAGAGCAGACGUGCUCUCCCUGGAGGAGAUCCUGGCAGAAGGCGUGGAGGAAAGUGACACAUCGAGCCAGGGCAGCGGCAGCGAGGGGCCCAUGCGGCUGAGCCGGACCCGCACGAAGGCCCUGCAGGAGGCCAUGUAUUACAGCGCCGAGCAUGGCUACGUGGACAUCACCGUGGAGCUGAGGGCGCUGGGUGUCCCCUGGAAGCUGCAUGUCUGGAUAGAGUCUCUAAGGACCUCCUUCUCGCAGUCACGGUACUCGGUGGUGCAGAGCCUCCUGCGGGAUUUCAGCUCUAUCAAGGAGGAGGAAUACAACGAGGAGCUGGUGACCGAGGGCCUGCAGCUCAUGUUCGACAUCCUCAAGACCAGCAAAAACGACUCCGUCAUCCAGCAGCUGGCUGCCAUCUUCACACACUGCUACGGCAGCAGCCCCAUUCCCAGCAUUCCAGCGAUCCGGAAGACCCUGCCUGCCCGGCUAGAUCCUCACUUUUUGAACAACAAAGAGAUGUCAGAUGUGACCUUCUUAGUGGAAGGAAAGCUGUUUUAUGCACAUAAGGUCCUGCUGGUGACAGCUUCUAACAGGUUCAAGACCCUGAUGACCAAUAAAUCAGAGCAAGACGGCGAUAGCAGCAAAACCAUUGAGAUUGGCGACAUGAAGUACCACAUCUUUCAGAUGAUGAUGCAGUAUCUGUAUUACGGAGGGACGGAGUCCUUGGAGAUCCCCACAGCUGACAUCUUGGAGCUGCUGUCCGCUGCCAGCUUGUUCCAGCUUGAUGCCCUGCAGAGGCACUGCGAGAUCCUGUGUUCUCAGGCCAUCAGCGUGGAGAGCGCUGUGAACACCUACAAGUACGCCAAGAUCCACAAUGCCCCGGAACUGGCCCUGUUUUGCGAGGGCUUCUUCCUCAAGCACAUGAAGGCUCUGCUCGAGCAGGACUCCUUCCGGCAGCUCCUCUACAGCCGCAGCAGCAAGGUGCAGGGCCUGGACCCACUGCAGGGCCUGCAGAGCACGCUGGCUGAGCGCGUGCACUCUGUGUAUGUCACCUCCCGCGUGUGACAGAUCUGAAGGUGCUGGCCAGCAUGUCCAGCCCCUCUGCCUCCCCCACAACAGCCCUAUCUCUGAGCAUCCAGGUGAUAGAGUGCCAAGGCCAGGAGCGGUGCAGCUGGGGGUGUCCAGGCCAGCAUGGAGCCGGGGCCUUUGACCG
Choloepus didactylus (southern two-toed sloth) is the source of this 3226-nucleotide messenger RNA. It is a transcript of the gene ABTB2, whose product is annotated as ankyrin repeat and BTB domain containing 2. The record is from RefSeq and is a predicted model, not a curated record. Gene Ontology annotation, molecular function: protein heterodimerization activity. The coding region runs from base 1 to 3078 and encodes 1025 amino acids. The transcript has 17 exons. NCBI's taxonomy places the organism in Eukaryota, Metazoa, Chordata, Mammalia, Pilosa, Megalonychidae.